Oryzias latipes (Japanese medaka) is the source of this 959-nucleotide messenger RNA. RefSeq names its product chymotrypsin-like elastase family member 2A. The record is from RefSeq and is a predicted model, not a curated record. Gene Ontology annotation, molecular function: serine-type endopeptidase activity. NCBI's taxonomy places the organism in Eukaryota, Metazoa, Chordata, Actinopteri, Beloniformes, Adrianichthyidae. Gene Ontology annotation, biological process: proteolysis.
UACAUAAGAUUGCCAAAGUAUAUAAGCGCGUGUCCAAGUUUAAGCACCAGUUGUGGAGGUUCAGACACCAUGAAGUUCUUAGUGCUUGCCCUGUUUGUUGCUGGUGCCUACGGGUGCGGCUUGCCCACCUUUCCCCCCAUCUUGGGCAGAGUGGUGGGAGGACAGGAUGUCAGGCCUAACAGUUGGCCCUGGCAGAUUUCCCUGCAGUAUAACAGCAAUGGUGAGUGGAGACACACCUGUGGGGGUACUCUGAUUUCUGACCAAUGGGUGCUCACUGCUGCUCACUGUAUCAGUUCUGGAAGGGAGUACAGAGUUGCCCUGGGGAAGCACAACCUGCCUGAGACAGAGGACGGCUCUGUGUUCAAGAGUACAGCCAACAUCAUUGUUCAUGAGAAUUGGAGCUCCCUGUUCAUUCGAAAUGACAUUGCCCUGAUCAAGCUGGAGUCUCCCGUUGAGUUCUCAGACUCAAUCAUGGCUGCUUGUCUCCCCGCCGCUGGCUUUCUCCUCCCCCACAACGAAUCCUGCUUCGUCACCGGCUGGGGCCGCAUCUACACCGGAGGUCCCAUUGCAGACAUCCUGCAGCAGGCUCUUCUGCCUGUGGUGGACCACGCAACAUGCAGCAAGUCAGACUGGUGGGGCUUCCAGGUGACGGAGACCAUGGUCUGUGCAGGUGGAGACGGAGUUGUGUCUGGCUGCAACGGAGACUCUGGUGGUCCCCUCAACUGUCAGGCCGCUGAUGGCUCCUGGGAGGUUCAUGGCAUCGUCAGCUUUGGAUCUGGACUCAGCUGCAACUAUCCCAAGAAGCCCACCGUCUUCACCCAAGUCAGCUCCUACAUCGACUGGAUCAGCAAUAAAAUGGCAUCCUACUAAUGGAUCCGACUUCCUGAAUCAAAGCCACUGAGAGGAUUUGUGAACAACAUCAAGAAUCACAAACACAAUAAAAUAUUCCUGUCCAAAAA